UCAUCUUCUGACGACAUUUUGUGUAUAGAUUUUGUCUGUGAUUUUGUCAUUACUUUUUUUAGCUUACUUACCGCAUUCCAAAGCGUAAUUGUUCUAAAAAAUUGUGUACUCGGCUGUCUGAAACCUGAAACCAAAGUCAGGACGAGUUGAUUAGAAGUAGUUUCAUAUUGCCGCAAAAUGCCUCCAACUGAUUCUACCCCGAACAACGAAACCGGGAAUUUUGAGUUGUAUUAUUCCCUGAAGGCCUUUAAUAAAAUACCGGUUGCUGAGUAUGUUUCGAAAAAGACCGGCCUCACAGUCUGCAUUGCUGAAGUUGAAGGUCCUAUAGUUAAUGGAUACUUUUGUUUAGUUACCGAAGCAUUUGAUGACGAUGGUCUACCUCAUACUCUCGAGCAUUUAAUUUUUUUGGGUAGUGAAAACUAUCCUUUUAAAGGGGUUUUAGAUCUAUUGGCAAACCGUUGUCUGGCUUCUGGUACGAAUGCCUGGACCGAUAUUGACCAUACUUGUUACACUAUGGAAACUGCUGGGUCUGAGGGAUUUCUAUCGUUAAUGCCCAUAUUUUUGGAACAUAUUUUGUAUCCAAAUUUGAAUGAGGAAAGUUUUGUUACCGAAGUUCAUCACAUAACAGGAGAGGGUGAAGACGCUGGCGUUGUUUAUUGUGAAAUGCAAGGCAGGGAAAACUCAGCUGAAUCUCGAUUGCAUUUGGCUGUAGCUCGAAACAUUUACCCCGGCCGUUGCGGAUAUUCUUCUGAAACUGGUGGUAUAAUGAAGAAUUUGAGGGAAUCAACUAAUAACACAAAAGUUCGAUCGUAUCAUAAAGAGCUUUAUAGACCCGAAAACUUGAAAAUUAUAGUUACUGGGCAAAUCAAUCCGCAAGAUGUUUUCAAAGCUUUGGAACCUCUAGAAUUUCAAAUACUUUCUAAAGGUGAAAGAGGACCUUUUCAAAGACCAUGGCAAUCUCCUGUACCGCCACUGGAUUCUUCUAAGGAAUUGGUUAUUAAAUAUCCGUCUGACGAUGAAGAUAAUGGUCUGUAUGCUAUAGCUUGGAGAGGGCCGUCGUGUGUUACUGAUUUAUACACAAUGACAGCAUGUUCGCUGUUAUUAAAGUAUUUUACUGAGAAUUCUGUAUCUCCAUUGCCGAAGGCAUUUGUUGAAAUUGACGAUCCGUAUGCCAGUAAUGUGUGUUACAACUUAUAUGAGAAUUCGGAAACUUGUUUCUAUAUAAUGUUUGAGAAUGUGCCAGUAUCAAAAUUGAGUGAAUUAAAAAGCAAGUUAAAAGAGGAAUUGCAAAGGAUUCUAAACAGUGAAGAGAUCGACAUGCAAAAACUUGAAAGUAUUAUUAACAGAUAUAAGUUGGAGAAUAUCAGUAACAUCGAAAACAAUCCCCAUCAUUCAAUCGCCUUUAUGAUAAUUGGGCAUAUGUUGUAUGGAAAUACCAAGGAAGAUCUACAACAAAGAGUUAAUCCACUAGACGAUCUGGCUAAACUAAGCAAAGAAUCCAAAUCAUUCUGGCUACAAAUUCUCGACAAGUACUUCGUUAAUAACAAGUAUAUAUCAAUCCAAUGCUAUCCGAGCAAGGAAGAACAGCAAGAAAUGGCGAAAGAAGAAAAACUAAGAGUGGAGAAACAAAGAGAGACUUUGGCUCUCGAAGGCUUGAAAGAGAAAGCUGACAUUUUGCAAAAAGCCAUCGAGUUCAACGACAGAGAACCGCCAAAAGAAAUGUUGACCUCUGUGCCCAUCCCGAGUUUGAAGUCGAUUAAGUUUCAUAAUUUAGACAGAUACAGAACGGACUCGAAUCCGGAUGGUAGACUGGAUCUGUCUCAGACACCCAUCUUUACUUACUUUGAUCAUUUGAAAACAGGAUUUGUGUUUAUUUAUGGGUUACUAGAUACUUCAAAAGUUCCUCAAGAUUUGAGGGUAUACUUACCUUUACUUUUGGAAAGUUUGCUAGAACUACCAAUUGAAAGAGAUGGUCAAUUAAUUCCUUAUGAAGAUGUAAGUAGCUCAGUUGAAAUCGAUACAGUUACCACAGGAACUUCUAUAGGCUUAGGUGGAGGUAGUUUGUUCUCCUGUGGGUCCUACUCUCAAACAGCAACAUUAGCCAUACAGGUAGAGCCAAGCAAACACGAGAAAGGAAUGCAAUGGCUGCAAGAAUUGCUCUAUAAAACCAAAUUUACUCUAGAUAGAAUUAAAGUUAUUGCUUUAAAAAUGAACAAUACAGUUGCACAGGCUAAAAGAAGCGGUAGAAAUGUCGCUUCUUAUGCCAUGAAAACUUGUGGUAUUCUAAAGGUAAGAACUAACGUUUAUGUAAAUGGAAUACUUCUUCAAAGCAAAUUCUUAUCAGAACUCACCGAAAAACUUAACGGAGACCAAUCUCAAGAAGUGCUAGAUCAGCUUGAGAAGCUUAGAUCCAACAUAACUAGCUCAUCUAAUCUAACACUUUAUCUAGCAGGAAAUUUAGAUAACUUGACUGACCCAGCAAAAACAUUGAAUCAGUUUUAUGUUACUGAAAAUCUAUCCCAAAUUCAAAAGUUAAAGUGUAUUCCAGAUUACGAUCUUUUAAGCGAUCCGGAAUAUGCUCCUAAGCCUGGUUGCAUAAUCGGUUUAGGAUGUAUUGAAUCGUCUUUCUUCUAUCAGACGACCAAGUGUAUUACUUCUUUUGAAGAUAAGGAUCUUCCAGCCUUGAUGCUGUACGUUCAGUAUUUGGUACAAGCGGAGGGUCCAAUGUGGAAACAAAUUCGUGGCAAAGGCUACUCGUACGGUUACAGAAUAGCAGUCAAGGUUAGCGAAGGCCUGCUCUAUCUGAUCUUUGCCAAGGCCACCAACGUCCUUAGUGCCUACCAAGAAGCAAAAGAGAUUGUCAACAAACACGUAAGCACCAAAGAGUGGGACAGUACUCUACUAGAGUCGGCUAAAAGUUCCUUAAUUUUUGAUAUAAUUGAAGAGGAAAAAACGAUCGGCAGUGUGGUCGGCUUGUCGCUUCGAUCGUAUUUUGAUGGUGUCGAUUAUUCUUACAAUAGGAAACUUUUGGAAGCUUUGGAAUAUGUUACAACUGAAGACUUGAACAGAGUCGGUGAUCUCUACAUAACCUCACUUUUCGAUCCUUCGAAAGUUAAAACUGCUUUAGUUACCGACCCUAGCAAAAUACCUGAUACAGCUGCAGGCUUCAAAAAGUUUGGUCUGGAAUUAACUGAGUAUACGUCACUAGGCGACAGCUACCUUAACAAAUUAGUUUGAAUUAUUUGUUGUUGAUAAGUGUAUCAUAAGCAGAAUGUUGUAUUGUUUUCAAUUUAUAAGUUAGAAAAAGGUUAUUGAUUUAAAAAAUCAAAGUUCAGCAAAUUUUGAAAUACGAAAAAAACCGUCGCCACAGUAACCUUUGAAAUGACAAACGAUGAUAAUUUUAUCGGGCCAAACUCUAUAUUAUGUUAUUUAUUCGAAAUUUACUUAAAAACUUGUCAAAAAUUAAUAUUUAAUAUAGAAAAAAGUAGAAAGUUUUGAAGACAAAUUUAUUUUCAAAAAAUAUUUUUGUCUGGAACCUUUUUACUUUUCUCAAAUACUAAUUAUCGACAAGUGUUUUGUCAAUUUUAAUAAAUGACCUAUAGGGGAUCGACCCGAGAAAAUUCUCAUUGAUUUUCAUUCCAAAGGCCACUAUGGCACCUUUUUUGAUAGUAAGUAUGUGAUAGUAAUCAUUUUUUAUUAAAAAUUAUUUUUAAUUUAAAAUUUUGUAACAAAUGGAUAAAUGCAAUUUUAAUGACAGUUACCUAGAAUGGAUAUUGAAAUUAAAAAAAUUAUUAUAAUUAUUACAAUCUAAUUUUAAAAUAUUAUGCACCACUCUGUACUUCUUUGAAUUAUUCUGGUUCACAAAUGAAAGUUUUACAGAAAAAAAAA
Molecule: messenger RNA, 3888 nt
Organism: Sitophilus oryzae (rice weevil)
Lineage: Eukaryota; Metazoa; Arthropoda; Insecta; Coleoptera; Curculionidae
Biological process (GO): proteolysis
Molecular function (GO): metal ion binding
Source: RefSeq, a predicted model, not a curated record